UCGCUGCUUGGAUACGACCAAGCUUUCGGACUUACUUCAGCACGUUUCUUACACCUUUUUACAUGACUUGACUCUCGUUACUAUGAAAUAACUGAAUAUGGCUGUUGCAGCCGAGACAAAUCAUACCUCUGGGAGCUGGUUCCCCAGUGGAUUUCAUGGUCACUUUAGAAGCAAGUCCAGAAAUGACUUCAUCUGUGAAUAUCGACAACUCGCCAAACCCCAACCACCCAAGAAAUUCCUCAGGAGAGCUCAGGAAAUGGUUAGGACGGAAAACCCUGGGCGCCAUCUAUUCUCACGCCAUGACAACAGACAUUCGUUUUUGACCGACGCCCUUUAUUUUGAAGAGGGUCUUGGGCGAAGAAGGAUACAAAAUGAUAACUUUGCCUAUCAGAGGGACUUACUGUCAUGGCGACCAGUCAUGACUGUCGGACCAAACUUCUCCCAGUACCAAGUAACAUAUCGAACGCCAAACUCGAACCAGCAAGAAAUUAAACAAUUGAUCACGCACAGGCCAAAGACAUCUUUUGAUAAUAGUGACACUUCUACAUAUAGGUAUUCACAUGGUAAAGACAAUCCUAAUAGAGAAGUAAUUAAUGCUAUGACGAAUGAAGCCUUAACAUCAACUUUUACCAAGAAGUCUGGAAUUACGAAAUCCAAUUAUGGGCGGGAAUCGGUGGCGACGUGCUUAAGUUGGUACGAGCCACCGCCAAGGACACCGGCGCCUCAACAAGCGUGCGGAGAUGUGAUAGUGAAACGUCCAGGAGCACCGGCAGCUACGGCUACCUACGUUCAUGUACCUGCUCCCCCUAGUGGUCCUAAGCCAAACACCGUAAUGCAUACGCACAUACAGCAGGUUGCGGCCGACUGUCCCUCAACGAUAGUCCCAACAUCUAACGGAGCAGAAAGUUCCAGUGUUGGCUCAAAUGGUGAAUAGAGACAACGUUAUAGCGAACUGUUUUAAAGUGCUAAGCUGAGAUAUCGAACCACUUGAAGAUUUUAUGCUAUGUGGCAAGGCUUGGACUGAUUGCCUAUGCAUCAUCGUGUUGGGCGUGCUGAGCUGAACUAAACGUGAUGUGAAGUUGCGGUGCGUAGCUGGGAACACUGUUUAUAUUCAAAUGGUUUCCCGCUAUCAUGGGACAUCCUUUGAGUUGAACAUGACCAUUGGAUUUGUGUUUAAGCCAUUGCGGUGUCAAUCUUCCAUAAGUAUAGUGGUUGUGAUAGAAAUCUAUUGUACAAAGUCAAAUUUAGGCCUCUUUGUAGGCAUGGAUGAAAUAAUAUUUAGACCAAUCAACUGUGAUAUCGUAGAUUCUUGCUGCAUUUGAGGAUAUGAUGCAGCAAAUGAAAAGGCAGUGUAUUAGCACUGAACUAUCCAUUUGCACCAAAUUAACCACAAAAUUAAGAAGGAACUUUUGUUGAUCGGAGCCAAAAAGUAGGAAAAUGGGCAUCAAAUUUCAAAAGGUGAAUAUAUUUUCGGGCAUGACAGUUAUAAUGUCUGACAUUGUUUGAUGCGUUUAGCUAGUCUAUAGAUAGAAAAAAAAUAACACAUAGUUCUGUAAAUAUUUAAAAGCAACUUGAGGAUACCAAGGGGUUUCCAUGGUAUAUAUUUACAGUACUUUCUGUCACUAAAUUUAAGAAAUAAAACCAGUUUUGAUAGUUAUAUUCAUUCUAAUGUCAGGCUGGUUUUCAAGCCUGUUGAAUACACAUUCAUGCCAAAAGUUUAGGUCAGGUUAUCCAGUCACAUCAUGGGUUAUCACUAUUUUUAGUGAUAAAAGCUCUUUUUGGAAUAAUUUUUAUCAUAAACGAAAUUAGAUCCUGGAUAAAAACUCGAGCCAAAAUGAAAUGGAAAUUUAAAUACAUAUAUAUACAUAUUCAGUUCUAUCCUUAACACAGCUUGUUUCCAGGCAAUUAUGGUUGUUAAAAACAUAUCAUUAUACAAUGUACAGUAAAUUGUUAGUUCAAUAAUAUAAAGAAGUUCCCAGGUCAUUUAAAUACCAUUUAAUGGGCCUCCAGCCUGGUCUGGUAUACUAAAUCUUGAUUGAUACAGGGCAAAUUUAAAUAGCUCACUCUUAGCUUGUACAUGUUGGCUAAUAAAGAGGUAUAUUAUAUUGUUAA
Messenger RNA from Lineus longissimus, 2112 nucleotides. RefSeq lists its product as uncharacterized. NCBI's taxonomy places the organism in Eukaryota, Metazoa, Nemertea, Pilidiophora, Heteronemertea, Lineidae. Bases 98 to 934 code for a protein of 278 amino acids. The record is from RefSeq and is a predicted model, not a curated record. The transcript has 5 exons.